Messenger RNA from Acanthosepion pharaonis, 681 nucleotides. The record is from the annotation of a GenBank genome assembly. Lineage: Eukaryota; Metazoa; Mollusca; Cephalopoda; Sepiida; Sepiidae.
AUGAACUUUCUUUAUCGAAAUAGACAGACAUCAUCAACCGUCUUUCUUUAUCGAAAUAGACAGACAUCAUCAACCGUCUUUCUUUAUCGAAAUAGACAGACAUCAUCAACCGUCUUUCUUUAUCGAAAUAGACAGACAUCAUCAACCGUCUUUCUUUAUCGAAAUAGACAGACAUCAUCAACCGUCUUUCUUUAUCGAAAUCAUCAACCGAUCGAAAUAGACAGACAUCAUCAACCACAGACAUCAUCAACCGUCUUUCUUUAUCGAAAUAGACAGACAUCAUCAACCGUCUUUCUUUAUCGAAAUAGACAGACAUCAUCAACCGUCUUUCUUUAUCGAAAUAGACAGACAUCAUCAACCGUCUUUCUUUAUCGAAAUAGACAGACAUCAACCGCCUUUUCUUUAUCAAAUCAGACAUCAUCAACCGUCUUUCUUUAUCGAAAGACAGACAUCAUCAACCGAUCAAAUAGACAUCAUCAACCGUCUUUCUUUAUCGAAAUAGACAGACAUCAUCAACCGUCUUUCUUUAUCGAAAUAGACAGACAUCAUCAACCGUCUUUCUUUAUCGAAAUAGACAGACAUCAUCAACCGUCUUUCUUUAUCGAAAUAGACAGACAUCAUCAACCGUCAAAUAGACAGACAUCAUCAACCGUCUUUCUUUAUCUUUCUUUAUCGAAAUAG